Zymoseptoria tritici IPO323 is the source of this 546-nucleotide messenger RNA. RefSeq lists its product as uncharacterized. The record is from RefSeq and is a predicted model, not a curated record. Lineage: Eukaryota; Fungi; Ascomycota; Dothideomycetes; Mycosphaerellales; Mycosphaerellaceae. The transcript has a single exon. The coding region runs from base 1 to 546 and encodes 181 amino acids.
AUGCCGCCGCUUCCAACAACACGACCCUUCCGCGCCGAACUCACAAAUCUAUUUUCUGCUAAGGAGGAGGAGGAGGAGGAGGAGGAUUCGAAGGCCUCUCCUCCACCGUCCCAGCACCGCCAGAUUAGCACGAAGUCUUCUUCUCUCGGACGUGCGCCUCCAAAGUCCGGGGAGCCGAGGAGCUGUUCGGGAUUUUUGGGCAGGGAGCGGAUAGCGGGGGUGAGUUUGUUGCGGAUCGUCGAGGGGAUGUGUCUUUUCGCGCUCCUCGGAGAGGUAGUCCGCAAAGGAGGGGAGGGUGAACGGGACGGAGGGAGUGGAGCUAGGAAUGGGGAGGGCCAGGAUUUCCCGGGGAGAGAGAGAGAGAGGAGGAUGGAAGAGGAGGAGGAGGAGGAGGGAGUGGAAGUAUUGGACCGAGCGGAGGAUGUCGGGGGAAAAGAGGAGGAUGGAGGAGGACGAGUAGGAGGGAAGGGAGUGGAAGUAUUGGACCGGGCGGAGGAUGUCGGGGGAAAAGAGGAAGUGGACGACGCGGUUUUCGUUGGCGAGUGA